Molecule: messenger RNA, 783 nt
Organism: Ostrea edulis (European flat oyster)
Lineage: Eukaryota; Metazoa; Mollusca; Bivalvia; Ostreida; Ostreidae
Exons: 2
Coding region: 251-664 (137 amino acids)
Source: RefSeq, a predicted model, not a curated record
UCUAUCAAGUAGGUUUGAGAUGGUGUAUGGCUCAUGUCUUAAAGUUAUAAAUGAGUCUGUCCCACACCAUUUCAUUUCUUUCUUCAAUGUUCCCAAACUUUUGGUCUGGGGAAAUUUAUGGUAGGGGGUGUAAAAACGGUAAAUUCCUAGGGGAAGUGCUGCCCAAAUUUUUUUCAACAUUGGACUUUGUCAUUUUUUCACAUUUUAAAGGGUCGCAGCUAUACAUUUGUGAGGGGGUUGUGAAAACAGAAUGCUUGUUGCCCAGAAUGUGAGAUCUACAAUAAAAUGCACUGAAUGUGACAAACCUAGAUGCAUUUAUUCUAAGCUGAAGUUGAACCCUCGAGAUUUAAGAGCCUUGAAGCACACAACAGAUAAAUAUGACUACACUUGCGGGGCAAUUUUAGCACCAGAAGGGGAUGUUCUACAUGGAAAAGUUUUCACAAGACUCCAGCUUGCAUGUACCAGUCACAUUGAAUUUGCAUACUACAGCUCGGAUGUUGGCCGCAAAGACAUAUGUGCAUAUUGUGUUGCAACAGAGAUCCAAAAGGACAAGGACUUGUGCAAAAACUUUAAAGUUGUGCUGCCAGUUUGUGACUUGUGUCGUUCAAAAAAAUUGGAAGUCCCAAAGAGAAAUCCAAUUAAGAAAGAGUUAAUUCUAGUCUGACAAUCAGUUAAUUCUAGUCUGAUAUUCAUCCUCUCUAAGUCAUUCUUUUUAACAUGUUGUUUAUGAUUUUUGUUUCUACUUGUUUCUAGUCAAGAAUAAAUGUUUUUUGUUUAUUUUCA